Messenger RNA from Scomber scombrus (Atlantic mackerel), 1395 nucleotides. RefSeq names its product sushi domain containing 2 (gene susd2). Lineage: Eukaryota; Metazoa; Chordata; Actinopteri; Scombriformes; Scombridae. The record is from RefSeq and is a predicted model, not a curated record.
AUGCAGUGCACCUGUGUGAAGGAGUUUAUUGUUGCUGAGGGCCACAGCUGCUGUAUCUCUCCUUUAUUGUAUGAGAUGGUUUGGAUACCCUUCAUUGUGUCAAUAGACGGUAUUCACUUUGACACAUCUGGAGACUACUUAUCAAAUUUGUUGUUUUUCUGCUGUGUUUAUCCCAAUAAAACGGACCCUGCUUUUGAAAUCACGCAGGUGAAUGCAACUCAGUGGCAAUACUACAGCACACCUAACAUGGUAGGACAGCUUAAAAGGAUGUGGAACAGCUCUUUGAUUGAAGCACAGAAUGUGAACGUAUAGCUGUGGGGUUACAGAGAGUUCAGCAGGAGCACAGAGGCUGGGACGAACCUAUCAACCUCCCUGCAGACUGAGCUGAGCUAUCUGUACUCUCUGGGCAGGAAUAUGCCCAACACUGCUUCAUUCAGCUUCAUCCUGCCGCAAGAAACAGGUGCCUCAGGUGCUGUCCUCUGGGAUCCACAUUUCAUAACAUUUGACAACCUCAGCUACACAUUCAAUGGUGAAGGAGAGUACAACCGUGUCUUUGCAGACAGAGAGCUGAGUGUUCAGGCCAGAACAGAGUAAGUGAAACUUACGAACGGUACCCUGGCCAAAGCCACACAACUGUUUGUGGCUGUGAAGGAGAAUGCCUCUGAUGUUAAUGAGAUGCACUUAGCAGAAACCUCAAUAAGUCCUCAAAAUGUGACAGAAGUGUUCUCGUCUGGUGUUGGUGUGGAUGUUCAUGUGUAUGAGAGAACCGUGGCAGUGAUGAACUCUCACUCUUCAGAUGACCUGUCAAGCCAACUGAGAGAGUACAACUCAAAAUACCUGUUGUACUAUUUCCCACCGACCCACAACCCUGCUUUUGUUCCUGGUUUUAUUCGACCUGAGAGACCUGGUGACCGUUUAGUGACAGACAUGUUGUGAAUGUGCUUUGGAGAAAGAGCAAAGUUCUGUAAAUAUGACGCCCUUUCUGCUUGCAGCUUUGCUAUGGGAAACAUCACGCUUGCAGCUUUCCAAAAUCACCAGAUCAUCAUGGAAGCUCUGGAACGAGGGGUGUCUUGUGGCUGGCAUCUCAAACCCAGGAAUGGGAAGAAAAAGGGGACACAUUAUCCAGAGGGAGACACCCUAAACUACUUCUGCAAUGAUAACUCCAUGUUGCACAUUUCAACACAGUGCACUUGUCUGGAUGAUGGGACUUGGACAGGAGAGGAACCCUACUGUAUAACAGAUGAUAACGUGGGGUUUAUACUUGGCGCUGGUGGUUUCCUUUCAGCGCUGAUCACAAUGGGAGUGAUGGUGAAACUACACAACAGGAAACAAGUCAGGCCCUAUAAAUCCUCCACCACCAACAUGGAAUACUACUAUAAAGACAUGUCGCUCUAG